GUGGAGGCUGAGCGCGACCUCAGGAGGAAGCCAUGCUCUGUCGUGACCACAGAGUUCGACAGCCUGACAUUUGUUGAACUAGUUGCCACGAAGGUCCGCAUUGGUAUGCACUUGGUUAGCCAAUCAUAACAAUGUUUUUUUUCUGUCUUUUUGGCAUUCUCUACCCCUGCAGUCGACAGUAGCGUUUGAUUCGGACAAACAAAUCAUCGUCUGGAGGGGGUUCCUUGCACUGGGCGGUCGCUUCUCAUAGCAAAAGCUUGUCUUGAAGAGACCCGUGGCGAGACCGCCAUCAGUUUCCACUGUGCGUUUGCGGCUCUGCUGACAUCAGACAGGAAGACACACAACGAGUGGCGGCUCAACCGAAACAGGAAACUGCUACAGCGGCGGCGUCACUUGCCUAGGAAUGACUGAAUUCUGGGUUUGUUUUAGCUGCUGUAUUGCGGAGCAGCCACAGCCUAAACGGAGGCGACGAAUCGACCGUUCCAUGAUCGGCGAGCCAACGAACUUCGUCCACACCACACACGUCGGCUCGGGUGACAUGGGCCUGGGGUUGCCUUCGGUGGACCUGAUCCAGGCCCAAAUGAAAUCCAAAGGCGGCUACGCACACGGCGGCUCUGAAGGCUCACAAUUAUGAGGCCUUCAGUGUGGUGGCAACUACUACUAUUGUUUAUAGGAGGACGCAGAUCACAGUCCUUCAUGGACGCAGGACCAAAAGAUAAAGUACUGGUUUUCCAUAAUGUUGUAUAUAUUUUUAUUUUUCAUUCCUUUUUUUUUUUUUUUUUUUUAAAUUGUUUUUACGAAAGCACUGCUAUCCAUUUGCUGCCAUGCUGUUGCACUGUAAAGAGUACCAGUUAAAUGAGUAGAGAAGAGGAACCUUUAUUUAGUACGCUCAUCUCAGUCCGACGUAUGCUUGUGCGGGUGUGUGCGUGUAUGUAUGCAUGAGGAAAACUAUGUCGCUCUCGUAGCCCACAUGAAUGCCUGUAUUUAUUAUCGCAUUUGCAAACGGACCUCACGGUGGCUGGGCCACGCUGAAGACGUGGAACCUUAUGUUUCCGUUUUUUGUUUUGUUUUGUUUUUUUUUUUUCUCUCAGAGGUUAGAUAAAGUACAGGUGGAGGUAGCAUAGCAAAAUGUU
Phyllopteryx taeniolatus (common seadragon) is the source of this 1133-nucleotide messenger RNA. It is a transcript of the gene cdc42se2, whose product is annotated as CDC42 small effector 2. The transcript is spliced from 6 exons. Gene Ontology annotation, molecular function: small GTPase binding. Bases 404 to 634 code for a protein of 76 amino acids. NCBI's taxonomy places the organism in Eukaryota, Metazoa, Chordata, Actinopteri, Syngnathiformes, Syngnathidae. Gene Ontology annotation, biological process: regulation of Rho protein signal transduction. Gene Ontology annotation, cellular component: plasma membrane. The record is from RefSeq and is a predicted model, not a curated record.